AUGCUGAGAUGCGGAAGCUCCGCCGUUAGGCCGUCGUUUGGCCGAGGGAGGCCGAUACAGCGGAAAAUAGUCGUUUGCGGGGAUGGUGCUUGUGGCAAAACAUCACUCCUCAACGUGUUCACCCGGGGCUGGUUCUCCGCCGUUUACGAACCUACAGUAUUUGAAAACUAUGUGCAUGACCUCUACGUAGACGAUCAGCUGGUGGAGCUGAGUCUCUGGGACACAGCCGGCCAGGAAGAGUUCGAUCGCCUAAGGUCGCUGAGCUAUGCGGAAACGCAUGUCGUGAUGUGUUGCUUCUCCGUCGACAACCCGACGUCGCUGGAGAAUGUGGAGGCUAAGUGGAUAGACGAGAUCCUGGAGUACUGUCCUGGGGUUAAGCUCGUCCUAGUUGCGUUGAAGUGUGACCUACGAGACGACCACGCAACUCAAGACCGUCUCGCCCGCUACGGCCUGCACACGGUACAAUACGAAGAAGGGCUCGCCGUCGCACGACGAAUACGAGCGUCGCGCUAUCUCGAAUGCAGCGCGAAGCACAACCGUGGCGUCAGCGAGGUAUUCUACGAAUCCGCGCGGGCGUCGCUGAGUACGCGUGCGAAGGGGUCGGGGAGCUACGGCGGGCGCGGGUGCGUCGUCGUGUGA
Sparassis crispa is the source of this 639-nucleotide messenger RNA. Its product is annotated as GTP-binding protein. The record is from RefSeq and is a predicted model, not a curated record. The coding region runs from base 1 to 639 and encodes 212 amino acids. Lineage: Eukaryota; Fungi; Basidiomycota; Agaricomycetes; Polyporales; Sparassidaceae. Gene Ontology annotation, biological process: small GTPase-mediated signal transduction. The transcript has 10 exons. Gene Ontology annotation, molecular function: GTPase activity; GTP binding.